AUGUCUCCUAAAGUACUGUGCGCCCCCAGUGACCUGUGCACAUCCAGAGACUCAGUGACGCUCACCAGGUUUUCUGUUCACCAGCCCGUGAAUGAAGCCGGUCACCCAGGUGAACUUUCGCCUUGUAAACCACUGAUUGUUGUCGGAGGGGAAACCUCCUCAUUGAAAACUUUAAAACACAGUACCAGAGGUAACAAGGUUGGACAGCGCGGCAGGCGCAGAGUGAAAGCAAACGACAGAGAGCGCCACAGGAUGCACAACCUGAACUCAGCUCUGGACGCGCUGAGAAGCAUCCUGCCGGCGCUGCCCGAUGACACGAAGCUGACCAAGAUCGAAACUCUGCGCUUUGCCCACAACUACAUCUGGGCUCUGACCGAGACUCUGCGCAUGGCCGACCAACACGGACACACGCCGGAAUACCUCGCGGUGGGAUCAGAGCUGAGCAGCCCAACAAGUGUUUCAUCUGCGGAGUGGGACGCAGCAUCACCUGCAAAGUCUGGUUAUGUGACCUCAGCUGACUUUGACCAAAGAAACUGUUACGCUUCAGCUCAUGAAAUGAACUGCAAGAUUGUAUCAAGAGAUCAGUCCAGUGUUACUUUUUAUUUCAAGUCAUUCUGUGGUGAAAAUUAUCUCAAAAACACUGUUGACUUCUCAUGAACUCCAUCUUUCUGUGAGGAAGACUUUAUGAAUCUGUAUGGUGCUGCCGCUCUGACUGAUGUGGGUUGAAAAACAUAUUCAUCAGUGAUGGUUGAAUACUCAUUUGACCAAAAACCCAACAUGCUUGUGCCCAUACAGAGCAGUGCAGCUGCUUUUUCUACCUUCAGUGUGAAUUUUGCUUUUUUAAUAGAAUCAUUUCAAAACUACCGUUUAAAAGAUGAAGUACUUUCCAAAGUAAGGAGUUAAUGUCAUCUGAGACAUGGUGAUUUCAUGACCAUGUUGCACUCUUACAAUCCCACUUUUACUAAAGCACAAUCAAUGAUUGAGGAAGACGACAUAAUUUGUUUAAGCUAAAAUAUUUAUUUGGUGGUUUUAUUCAAAUGUGAGAUAUUUUUGCUGCAUAAAAGUAGGUUUAUUUAUUUAAUAAAAACUGUAAAAAAGUAGUCUGGCUUCCUGUUGUUUCCAUGAUUCAGAAUAAUGAACAUUUACAAAGACAAAUAUUACAUUAACACAGUGGCUCUCAAUCAAAUGCAAAACUAUGUUUUAGGGAGAGAAAAAAAA
This is a messenger RNA of Larimichthys crocea (large yellow croaker), 1218 nucleotides long. It is a transcript of the gene neurog3, whose product is annotated as neurogenin 3. Bases 1 to 657 code for a protein of 218 amino acids. Gene Ontology annotation, cellular component: nucleus. The transcript has a single exon. Gene Ontology annotation, biological process: axon development; positive regulation of transcription by RNA polymerase II; sensory organ development. Lineage: Eukaryota; Metazoa; Chordata; Actinopteri; Sciaenidae. The record is from RefSeq and is a predicted model, not a curated record. Gene Ontology annotation, molecular function: protein dimerization activity; DNA-binding transcription factor activity, RNA polymerase II-specific; E-box binding.